Messenger RNA from Asterias rubens (European starfish), 4790 nucleotides. RefSeq names its product intraflagellar transport protein 122 homolog. Lineage: Eukaryota; Metazoa; Echinodermata; Asteroidea; Forcipulatida; Asteriidae. Gene Ontology annotation, molecular function: protein binding. The record is from RefSeq and is a predicted model, not a curated record. Gene Ontology annotation, cellular component: intraciliary transport particle A; non-motile cilium. Bases 78 to 3749 code for a protein of 1223 amino acids. The transcript has 26 exons. Gene Ontology annotation, biological process: non-motile cilium assembly; intraciliary retrograde transport; protein localization to cilium.
UUGCAUUUUCGUCUGCAUAUUUCGUUCGAAAGCUUGAGAGCUCGGAGACAAAUUUCAGCCACCGCCACUAAAACAUCAUGAGAGCCGUUCCAACUUGGGUGGAUAAAGUUCACGAUAGGGAUAAAAUUGAACAAUGCAUCUACGGUAUUGCAUUCCGACCAGAUGGUACACAACUUAUUGUAGCAGCUGGCAACAGAGUAUUAGUUUAUGAUGCAAAUGAUGGGACGUUGAUUCAACCAUUGAAAGGACAUAAAGACACAGUAUACUGUGUGGCGUAUGCUAAAGAUGGCAAGAGAUUCUCCUCAGGUUCAGCUGAUAAAAGUGUCAUUAUAUGGACUUCCAAACUAGAAGGCAUCCUCAAAUACACUCACAAUGACGCCAUACAGUGUUUAUCAUUCAAUCCAAUCACACAUCAGUUGGCAAGCUGUGCUUGUAGUGACUUUGGUCUUUGGUCCAUGGAGCAGAAGUCUGUAUCUAAGCAUAAGACAGGGAGUAGAAUAACAUGUUGCAGUUGGACUAAUGAUGGUCAGCAUCUUGCACUAGGCAUGUAUAAUGGCUGUGUUAGCAUCAGAAGCAAGAAUGGAGAUGAAAAAUCUAAGAUUGAGAGACCAGGUGGAGGGCUGAGUCCCAUCUGGGGUAUUCAAUGGAAUCCAGCAAGAAAAGUCUCACUGUACACCAAGUCUACUGAAUCCUGCGUGGCAUCCAGUAGUAAUGAAUCUAUAACUUCAUCAGGAAGUCGCAAAUGUCGUAGGUUAGUCAGGGAAGAUACUCAAGAUAUCUUAGCUAUAGUGGACUGGGGUCAGAAGAUGUCAUUCUAUAAUCUUACUGGAAGCCAGGUUAUCAAGGAUAGGAGUCUUGGUUUUGAUCCAUGUUGUCUGAGUUAUUUCUCCCGUGGUGAAUACAUGGUCAUAGGUGGAUCCAACAAGCAAGCGGCGCUAUAUACCAAAGAUGGCGUACACCUGGGAGUCAUUGGAGAACAGAACUCAUGGGUCUGGUGCUGUGAAGUCAGACCAGAUCAGAACUAUGUGGCCAUUGGAUGCCAGGAUGGAACAAUAGCUUUCUACCAGCUUGUAUUCAGUACUGUUCAUGGUCUGUAUCGAGAUCGCUAUGCAUACAGAGAGAAUAUGACAGACGUCAUCAUACAGCAUCUUAUUACUGACCAGAAAGUACGCAUCAAAUGCAAGGACAUGGUCAAGAAGAUUGCUAUCUACAAACAUAGACUAGCGGUGCAACUGUCAGACAAGAUUGUGAUUUAUGAGCUGUGUUCGGACGAUACUUCAGAUAUGCAUUACAGACCCAAAGAGAGGAUUAACAAGAAGUUUGACUGUAACCUUCUAGUUGUCUGCUCAUUGAACCUCAUCUUGUGUCAGGAGAAGCGAUUGAUAAGUCUGAGUUUCAAAGGAGUGAAGGAGCGUGAGUGGGUGAUGGAAGCUUUAAUCCGAUACAUCAAGGUGAUUGGUGGACCAUCAGGAAGAGAAGGACUACUGGUUGGAUUAAAGAAUGGUCAGAUAAUGAAGUUGUUUGCGGACAACCCAUUUCCGAUACUCAUCUUGAAGCAACAGACUUCAGUCCGAUGUCUGGACAUCAGCUGUUCUCGUACUAUGUUGUCUGUAGUAGAUGAACAUAAUACAUGCUUAGUGUAUGACGUCAACACUAAGGAACUAUUAUUCCAGGAGCCAAAUGCUAACAGCGUAGCCUGGAACACACAAUAUGAAGACAUGUUGUGCUUCUCAGGCAAUGGUAUGUUGAACAUCAAGGCUAGUAGCUUCCCUGUACAUCAGCAGAAACUACAAGGCUUUGUAGUAGGCUUUGCUGGAUCUAAGAUAUUCUGUCUUCAUGUAUAUGCAAUGACUACAGUAGAAGUACCUCAGUCUGCUCCUAUGUAUCAAUACCUGGAGAGGAAACAGUUCAAAGAUGCCUAUCGUGUAUCAUGUCUUGGUGUAACCAACAAGGAUUGGACAGCGCUGGCUCAUGAGGCAAUGGAAGGCUUAGACUUUGACACUGCUAAGAAGGCAUUCAUUAGAGUCAGAGAUAUCCGCUACUUAGAGCUCAUUCACAGCAUAGAGGAGCGUAAGCGUCGUGGUGAGGUGAACGAUCAGUUAUUCUUAGCGGAUGUCUACGCCUAUCAGGGCAAGUUUGCUGAAGCAGCUAAGCUUUAUAAGAGAGCUGGGCAGGAACAAAGAGCUAUGAACAUGUACACAGACCUACGGAUGUUUGAUCAUGCAAAGGAAUUCAUUGGGUCGGGAGACCCUCAAGACAAGAAGCUUCUUAUAACCAAGCAAGCUGACUGGGCUAAGAACAUCAAUGAACCUCGAGCAGCAGCAGAGAUGUACCUCUCGGCAGGGGAACAUCUUAAAGCUAUUGAGAUCAUCGGCGAUCAUAACUGGGCUGACAUGUUGAUAGACGUUGCUCGUAAACUAGACAAAGCAGAAAGAGAACCUCUAUCCCGCUGUGCGUUCUUCUUCAAGAAGAUGGAGCAGUAUGCGUAUGCUGCCGAGACCUACACUAAGAUGGGAGAUACAAAGGCAUUAGUCUUACUUCAUGUAGAGUCCAGACACUGGGAAGCUGCCUUUACAUUGAUUGAAAAACACCCAGAGUUUAAGGAUGAUGUAUAUGUCCCAUACGCUCAGUGGCUAGCAGAGAAUGACAGAUUUGAAGAAGCUCAAAGAGCAUUCCACAAAGCCGGACGACAGGAUGACGCCGUCAGGGUGUUGGAACAGCUUACCCACAAUGCAGUGCUUGAGAGUAGAUUUAACGAUGCUGGGUACUACUUUUGGAUGUUGUCAAUGCAGUGUCUGGAGAUUGCAGGAGCUGAUGAAAGCAAGCGACAGGACAUGGUUUCUAAAUUCACUGAGUUCCAGAGUAAAGCGGAGGUGUACUACGUUUAUCAUUCCAUCCAGCGCUACACCGAUGAGCCGUUUACAUCUCAUCUACCUGAUGCGUUAUUCAACAUGGCUCGCUAUUUAUGGCAUGCAAUCAUUAAGGACAUCCCUCAUGGAAUCAGUAAAGUUAACACCCUGUAUGCCUUGGCUAAGCAGAGUCGUUCUCUAGCAGCAUUCAAGCUCGCAAGGUUUGCAUUUGAGAAGCUACAGUCACUUCGGAUCCCGCCUCGAUUCCAGGAAUCCAUCGACCUAGGAAGUAUAACAAUCAGAUCCAAGCCAUUUCAUGAUGCAGAGGAUAUAUUACCGAUGUGCUACCGCUGUUCAACCACCAACCCUCUACUCAACAACCAGGGCAAUCAAUGCAUCAACUGUGCCCAGCCGUUUGUUCACUCUUUCUCUUCAUUUGAUAUUCUGCCGUUGGUUGAGUUUGUCUUAGAGGAAGGAUUAACCGACGAGGAAGCAGUGAGUUUGAUUCAGAUGGAACCGUCUAAUAAAUCAUCUAGAGGAGACGGGUGGAAGGAAUCAGCAGGAGACGCUGUACAAUCUAUGAGACUAGAUGAUUAUGGCAAUCAAGCUAUUGAUGACGAUCCAUUCACUGCUAAACUACUCAGCUUUGAGCAAGGAGGCAGUGAGUUUGUUCCAGUGGUUGUCAAUCGAUCGGUUCUGCAAGCUACAGAGCGCCACCAUGUGAUUAUUCGUAAGUGGCCAGCUCCGCUACGAUACCAGUACUUCAAGACCAUUAUGCCUGAUGUCUCGAUCACUACAUGCCCAUCUUGUAACCAGUUCUUUCAUACCGAUGAGUUUGAGUUAGCUGUUCUACAGAAGAAUCACUGUCCAUUCUGCAGAAAGUCACCAACAGAAUCCUGAGCUGAAAGCCCCCCCCCCUCUACAUUCUGCAGAAAGUCACCAACGGAAUUCUGAGCUGAAAGCCCCCCCCCCCCUCUACAUUCUGCAGAAAGUCACCAACGGAAUCCUGAGCUGAAAGCCCCCCCCCCCCUCUACAUUCUGCAGAAAGUCACCAACGGAAUCCUGAGCUGAAAGCCCCCCCCCCCUCCAUUCUGCAGAAAGUCACUAACACAAUCCUAAGCUGAAGCACAAGUGUCACGACCGGGAUUCGAACCCACACUCCGCUGAACAGAAUCACCAGAGCUUGAAUUCAGUGCUCUUAACCGCUUGGCCACGACACCCCAUGUACAUGUUUUAGUUUCAAUUAAUUGGAUUUCUCAAUAGUAACAACACUCUUUAGUCUAUUUAUUUUUGUACGUUUUCAAACGACAAUUGGUCACAUUUUAUAUUUAUUUUAAAAAAAUUUUAGGCAUACUUAAGUACUUGCACAUUAUCGAGUACAAAGUCAGUUUGCUCAGCUACUAAAAUGAUUUUUCUAAACUGGAAAAUGUUUUUGUACAUUGAAAGAUAACAUAUUGUCAGCUAUGUUUUGUUGCACUUCAUGCUAUCUUUCAGUUUUGAAAAGACAGUAAUUUUAAAUUUGAACUAUUUACUUUACUUUGUCAUAAAUCUACACCUAGAUUCGUAAAAAUAAUCUACACUUUCAACAAUAGAUCGAGUGACUUCACAGAAAUAGUUGAGUAUCAUCUAACAUUACUGAAAAGAAACGGUCAUUCUUCAAGUUGGCAUUUUCAGAGUCUCAAAUGCUGAUCUGUUUACAAAUGUUUCAAUAUUGUCUAAACAAAAUCCUUGGAAGUAAGCUUUGAUGUUUACACUGAAUGCUGUGUUUAUCUGUGGAUACAUUACAGACACUUUAUCAAAGCACCUGAGUGCCUUUAGAGAUUUAGAAUAGUUGGUUGUUUAUCUCCUCUAUUUCAAUCUGAGUACAGUAAUGCUGUCCUUUAUUAAAGGAACACGUUGCCUUGGAUCGGACGAGUUGGUCUAUGAAAAGCAUUUGUAACC